Messenger RNA from Arabidopsis thaliana (thale cress), 2017 nucleotides. Its product is annotated as Saposin-like aspartyl protease family protein. Gene Ontology annotation, cellular component: vacuole. Gene Ontology annotation, biological process: proteolysis; lipid metabolic process. The coding region runs from base 20 to 1282 and encodes 420 amino acids. Gene Ontology annotation, molecular function: aspartic-type endopeptidase activity. The record is from RefSeq and is marked reviewed. The transcript is spliced from 10 exons. Lineage: Eukaryota; Viridiplantae; Streptophyta; Magnoliopsida; Brassicales; Brassicaceae.
CUUAAACACUCUGGUCAAAAUGGGAGUAUACUCGAGAGCGGUUGCGUUUUCGGUCUUUGUGUCGUUUCUGCUGUUUUUCACUGCUUAUUCUAAGAGAAAUGAUGGAACAUUCAGAGUUGGCCUGAAAAAACUGAAGUUGGAUCCUAACAACCGACUCGCAACACGCUUUGGUUCCAAGCAAGAAGAGGCCUUGAGAUCUUCUUUGCGUUCGUACAACAACAAUCUUGGUGGUGAUUCUGGAGAUGCUGAUAUUGUCCCGCUCAAGAAUUACUUGGAUGCUCAGUACUAUGGUGAGAUUGCUAUUGGUACUCCACCGCAGAAGUUCACUGUCAUUUUUGAUACCGGAAGCUCUAACCUUUGGGUGCCAUCAGGAAAAUGUUUUUUCUCGCUGUCUUGUUACUUUCAUGCUAAGUACAAGUCCUCGCGAUCAAGCACAUAUAAGAAGAGUGGAAAACGUGCCGCAAUCCAUUACGGCUCAGGAUCAAUCUCUGGUUUCUUUAGUUAUGAUGCUGUCACGGUUGGUGAUUUGGUUGUCAAAGAUCAGGAGUUUAUUGAGACAACCAGUGAGCCUGGUUUAACAUUCCUGGUGGCUAAGUUUGAUGGUCUUCUUGGUCUUGGGUUCCAAGAGAUCGCUGUUGGAAACGCUACUCCUGUUUGGUACAAUAUGCUCAAGCAAGGCCUUAUAAAGAGGCCGGUCUUUUCAUUUUGGCUUAACCGUGAUCCAAAGAGUGAAGAAGGCGGUGAAAUCGUAUUCGGAGGUGUUGAUCCAAAGCAUUUUAGAGGAGAACAUACAUUUGUUCCUGUGACACAAAGGGGUUACUGGCAGUUCGACAUGGGUGAGGUUCUCAUUGCCGGUGAAUCUACUGGAUAUUGUGGAAGUGGUUGUUCUGCGAUAGCAGAUUCUGGAACAUCGUUACUUGCGGGUCCAACGGCUGUGGUUGCCAUGAUAAAUAAGGCUAUUGGAGCAUCUGGAGUUGUUAGCCAGCAGUGCAAGACUGUUGUUGACCAGUAUGGACAAACCAUUUUGGAUUUACUUUUGGCUGAGACUCAACCAAAGAAGAUUUGCUCACAAAUUGGUCUUUGCGCUUACGAUGGCACCCAUGGGGUCAGUAUGGGGAUUGAAUCGGUGGUGGACAAGGAAAACACAAGAUCAUCUAGUGGUCUUCGAGACGCGGGUUGUCCUGCAUGUGAAAUGGCGGUUGUGUGGAUACAGAGCCAAUUGAGGCAGAACAUGACUCAAGAGAGGAUAGUGAACUACAUUAAUGAGGUAGAAAGACAAUAACAAGUUUAUAUCUUGUGGAAGUAAGUAAUGAUAUUGUUUUUGUUCUGAUACCAAAAUCGUAAAUUCUUAGAUAUGCGAGCGCAUGCCUAGUCCAAAUGGAGAGUCUGCUGUUGACUGCUCACAACUUUCUAAAAUGCCUACUGUUUCAUUCACCAUUGGAGGCAAAGUCUUUGAUCUUGCUCCCGAAGAGGUACAUUCUAUAUGUUGCCCUUGAUGACAUUUUGAAAACAUAUGUAUAUUAUUUGUGACUGAUAAUGUUUGUGGGAACUAACAGUACGUACUGAAGAUUGGGGAAGGACCAGUGGCACAAUGUAUUAGCGGCUUUACCGCACUUGAUAUCCCUCCACCUCGUGGACCUCUCUGGUAAAUAUCGCGACACGUAAUACGUAAUGAUGAUUGCUUUUUUACAAUGUUAGAUUCUGUCUGAUGUGGUUUUUUAACAUUGGCCAGGAUACUUGGAGAUGUGUUUAUGGGAAAAUACCACACUGUCUUUGACUUCGGAAACGAGCAGGUUGGCUUCGCAGAAGCCGUGUGAAAAAUGUAACAUCGAUCUUUUGUUGAUAUGUUUUUGGUGUGAGAGCUUUGUUGUGUUGUGUUUACAUGGAGAGGUUUUAAGAAUGAAGCCUCGUUGUUGUUGUUAACAAUGUUUUGCCAUAAACAUACGUUAAAGCUUUGGGGAUGUUUUCUUUCUAACUCUCACCAAUAAAUAAAAUAAAGACCUCUUUUUAAAUAACU